AUGGCGCAGAAUAACAACGAUGGACACAACCACCGCCAAGCGCAGGAUUGUACCGCACCACCACAUUCACCACAACCCAGCCAAGAUGAGAUUUUACCUCCUCUGCCGGGCUCCAUGUUUCUCUCGCCACUCGAUAUCUUUCUUCUCUCUCAACUCGACGAUCCUUCUUCCUCUUCAACAAACCACAUCAGCAAUAAUCCGGAGGAUCACCCGGAUUUUAUUGGACCGAGAAAUUCGGUCUAUCCUCCACUUGAACCUUUUGAACCGUACCCUCCCCAACAUCAUCAGCCCGAGUCUUUUGACUUGGGCAAUUUCCCCGAUCCUCAACUUGGAUCGCCUGGAAUGACAGGCACCAUGGAGGAGAAUGACCCUGAAGUAGGUGCCCGUCUCAACCCACAUCAUAGCAAUAUCACUGACGGAGAUCAGGUGCAGGUCGAAACAGACUCGGGCGAUACCGAGAUGGUGGACGCCACCUCGGCUGGUGACGUUGCCGAUGGCAACGGCAACGACGCCGAAGAGGUGGUGCCAACCAUUCUCGUUGGAAAGGACGGCCCGAACGUCACCAUUUGGUCGACGUUCACCGGUGGCCAGGUGACAGGGUUUGGCCGGUACGAGCACGGGCUGCGGAGGCCCUGGAGCUGCCUCAUGUGCGACAACUUUGUCGCCAUGGAGAAAGGCAAGCUCCAGGCCCAUCUCCGCGAGCGCCACGGCUUGACCGGCCUAAGGGUCAUGAAAGUUGAGAAUGAAAAUUUCUCAAACUUUCAGGGCCACGACGACCAGGAUUGCUUCGUGUGGGGGGAGUACGUGAGAGGCGACCCUCUCCCGUGGAAGUGCCUUUUGUGCACAGACCACAAGGGCAUCAAGUCCGGGAAAGGGGCGUUCCCACGUCACUUCCAAAAGACCCACGGCAUCCGGGUCGUCUUACCGCCAGUCACCCCCGAGGAGUUGAGACGGCACAACGACAAGAGGGCCGCUGCCGCUGCCGCUGCCAGCCCGUAA
This is a messenger RNA of Fonsecaea monophora, 999 nucleotides long. RefSeq lists its product as hypothetical. The transcript has a single exon. The record is from RefSeq and is a predicted model, not a curated record. Bases 1 to 999 code for a protein of 332 amino acids. Lineage: Eukaryota; Fungi; Ascomycota; Eurotiomycetes; Chaetothyriales; Herpotrichiellaceae.